ACCCCCGACACCUUCAUAGUAAACCCAGCAUGAAAGCCACUUCUUUUAUUUCUCUCCUCUUUCUUUGUCUCUGCAACCGCCGCCUGCAGCCGCAGCCUCGGCGAAAACGCCGUCGUCUCCACCACUUCCAUUUUGCUCAUCCUUUUGUAAGAAUGUUUGUAAGCAGCAAAUUGUUCGAGAAAAUCGUGAUAAUUAUACCAAAUUUUACAACUAGCAUAUGAAUAUUAUAGUUUGAAGUUGCGAAAUCAAUAUCUUCUUACUACCUUUGCAGACAGCAGAGGUGUUAAGAUCAACAUAAUGGCGACCUCAAAACUGAAACUUUUCAUGAUGAAUUCGUGUUCGUCAAGGUCAAUAACAGGCUUAAAUGCAAUUCAACUUCGUGAUUCUUUAUCCAGUUCAUUUUGUACCUUGAUUGAAUCCCCAAAAACUGAUGAUCCAGUAGAGGUGACUGAAUCUCCUGAACUUCCAAAUUGGGUUCGAAUUUCAGAAAACAAUAAUACCAAGAUCACGAAAACCCCUGAGGACGAUUUUGUCCUCCCUUCAUUAUCUUCAUGGAUGGAAAAUUACAAACGAAGUGAAUCCCAAGAACAGGAUAAAGUCACAGUAAGUAAUGACACCGAGAGUGAUGUAAAAAAGAUAACUAAACUUCUGGUGAAGCCCUUUGAAUCACUUGAUUCUGUCAUACAAGUUUUGAACAACUCUGGUGUUACACCAUCAGAAUAUUUAGUUUCUCAAAUCUUGAAAAGAUUUGAUAAUAACUGGAAAUCAGCUUAUGGUGUCUUCAUUUGGGCUGAAUCCCAAAUGGGUUCCAAGUUUUCAUCCGAUAUGUAUAAUUUAUUGGUACACUCUUUGGGAAAAUCAAGAAAGUUUGAUCUCAUGUGGGAAGUAGUGGAACAAAUGGUUCCUCUUAGUUAUGUUACAGUCAACACCAUGGCAGAAGUCAUAAGAAGACUUGGAAAAGCCGGAUCCCAUGAAGAAUCCAUUAAUACAUUCAGAAGAAUUGAACAAUUCGGGGUUAAAAAAGAUAUUUCAACAUUGAACAUGUUGAUCGAUUCAUUAGCAAAAGAGAAGAAUGUGGAACGUGCAAUUGAUAUAUAUCAAGAAUUCAAGAACGAAAUCCCUCCAAACUCGCAUACUUUUAAUUCAUUAAUACACGGGUGGGCUAAAGCUAGGAACUUUGAAAAAGCUCAAACCACCAUGGAAGAAAUGAAGGAACAUGGGAUUUGUCCCGAUGUUGUGUCCUAUACGUCUUUAAUAGAAGCUUACUCUCGUGAAAAGGAUUUCAAGAAAGUUGAUGAAAUUCUUGAAGAAAUGCAAGAAAAAGGAUGCCCUCCAAAUGUCAUCACAUACACGAUUGUCAUGCAUGCCCUUGGUAAAUCAAAAGAAAUCGACAAAGCGUUGAAUAUUUACGAAAGAAUAAAGUCAAAUUGCAUCCUCGAUACAUCUUUUUACAAUUCGUUAAUCAGCAUUCUAUCAAAAUCUGGGAGAUUAAAGGACGCUCGCCAAGUGUUCGAUGAAAUGCCUAGUCAAGGAGCUACACACGACACUCAAUCCUACAACACCAUGAUCACUAGCUUUUGUAGCAACACACAAGAAGAGGAUGCACUUAAGAUGCUACACGAAAUGGAAAUGAAUAAUGUGAAAAUGGACUUUGACACAUACGCUCCAUUGUUGAAGAUGUGUUGUAAGUUGAAGAGAAUGAAGGUGAUUUCUUUUUUGGUGAAUCAUAUGUUGGAGAACAAUGUGAGUGUGGGAAUUGGGACUUAUAGUCUUUUGGUUCGUGGGUUGUGUAAGAGUGGGAAAGUUAAACAUGCGUGUUUGUUUUUGGAGGAUGCGGUUAUGAAAGGGUUUGAGGUUUAUGAUACGAUGUUUAAGGUUUUGGAGAUGGAGCUUGAGAAACAGGGGAUGAAUGAAGAGAAAAAGAGGAUUCAAGAAUUGAAACAAAUCCGGCUUGGUUAAGAGGCAAUAAUAUAAUGAAAAGAUUGUUCCACUUAGGGACGCAUACUUGUUUUGACUUUUGAAGAGGGUGUUAACCAAUCACCUUUUGAUUUUGGUUAGUUGUGAAAAUUAUGUAUUAUUUUGUGAAGUUGUUAUUAAGUUGUUAACCCUUGAUGAAUAUUGCAAAAUAAUUGUUAUUAUAUAGUUUAAAAUUUAAGUUAGUGUUA
Lactuca sativa (garden lettuce) is the source of this 2165-nucleotide messenger RNA. Its product is annotated as Pentatricopeptide repeat (PPR) superfamily protein. Gene Ontology annotation, molecular function: protein binding. The record is from RefSeq and is a predicted model, not a curated record. Gene Ontology annotation, biological process: chloroplast-nucleus signaling pathway; mitochondria-nucleus signaling pathway. Gene Ontology annotation, cellular component: chloroplast. NCBI's taxonomy places the organism in Eukaryota, Viridiplantae, Streptophyta, Magnoliopsida, Asterales, Asteraceae.